UGUGAAGUAAUAGUGUUCUUUGUUGACUGAUGCAGGAUGAUAGAGUUGUUGCUUUUCAAGAUAUCAAUCCAUCUGCAUUAAGGCAUUACCUUGUGAUUCCAAAUGAGCACAUACCAACAGUCAAAGACCUUCAGAGGAGAUCUGAAGACUUUGCAUUGGUCAGUCACAUGUUAAAUGUGGGUCAAAGUCUAUUGCAAAGAGAUGCCCCUAAUGCUGAGCAUCAUAGAUUUGGAUUCCACCAGCCUCCAUUUAACAGCGUCAAUCACCUGCAUCUUCAUUGUUUCGCACUUCCAUUUACUCCCAGAUGGAAAGCUAUAAAAUACUUAUCUUUAGGACCAUUUGGUGGAUUUAUUGAAGCUGAGAAGUUGUUGGAGAGGAUAAAACCAGUAUCUUCCCUCUAACUCUUAUUGAUUACUGAAAACGAGCUUGUUGCUCCUUAUGCCGUGAUGAAUGAACUCAAACAGCUCGUGAGCUUCUAUAUUUAGCUGGGGUGCUCUCUGCUUAGCAUGUUAAACGAGUUUGAGCUAACUUGGAGGCUGUGUAUGCUCGACUCUUGUGGUUGUGUAGUUUAGCUAAAUUAUUUUUAAGUCUUCAAUGAAACUUUGAUUUAUAAAUUGUAAUAUUGAUUUUUAAAUGCUUACUCUUUUUUUAUGGUUUAGAAGCUUACUAGUUCGUGUCUGUACAUUUUUC
Messenger RNA from Sesamum indicum (sesame), 690 nucleotides. NCBI's taxonomy places the organism in Eukaryota, Viridiplantae, Streptophyta, Magnoliopsida, Lamiales, Pedaliaceae. The record is from RefSeq and is a predicted model, not a curated record.